Molecule: messenger RNA, 1635 nt
Organism: Cicer arietinum (chickpea)
Lineage: Eukaryota; Viridiplantae; Streptophyta; Magnoliopsida; Fabales; Fabaceae
Product: probable pectate lyase 18
Molecular function (GO): pectate lyase activity
Source: RefSeq, a predicted model, not a curated record
AUUCUCCUCACUCUCACCUCUUCCCUUAAACAUGACAACAACAACAACCACUUCACUCUCUUUCCUUUUCUUCCUCUUCUCUCUCAUCACCCCAUUUUCCCUCAUUUCCUCUUCACCCCUUCCCAACCCUCAUUUGGUUUCUCAACAAGUCACCAGGAAAAUCAAUGAGUCUAUAGCUAGGAGAAAUUUGGGGUACCUAUCAUGUGGGAGUGGAAACCCAAUUGAUGAUUGUUGGAGAUGUGACCCAAACUGGGAAAAAAACAGACAAAGACUAGCAGAUUGUGCAAUUGGUUUCGGUAAAAACGCAAUUGGUGGUAAAAACGGUAAAAUUUACGUGGUAACAGAUUCAAAAGAUGAUGAUCCAGUGAACCCAAAACCAGGUACACUCCGUUACGCCGUGAUUCAAGAUGAACCGUUAUGGAUAAUAUUCGAAAGAGACAUGGUGAUUCAACUAAAAGAAGAGUUAAUAAUGAAUUCAUUCAAAACCAUUGAUGGAAGAGGUGCUAGUGUUCACAUUGCUAAUGGUCCUUGCAUUACUAUUCAAUAUGUCACUAAUGUUAUUAUUCAUGGUAUAAAUAUACAUGAUUGUAAACAAGGUGGGAAUGCUAUGGUGAGGGACUCCCCACGGCAUUAUGGGUGGAGAACUGUAUCGGACGGUGAUGGUGUUUCCAUCUUUGGUGGAAGUCAUGUUUGGGUGGAUCAUUGUUCAUUGUCUAAUUGUAAUGAUGGUUUGAUUGAUGCUAUACAUGGGUCCACUGCAAUUACUAUAUCCAACAAUUACAUGACACACCAUGAUAAAGUUAUGCUUUUGGGUCAUAGUGACACGUAUACUCAAGACAAGAACAUGCAAGUCACCAUUGCUUUUAACCACUUUGGUGAAGGCCUUGUUCAAAGGAUGCCAAGGUGUAGGCAUGGAUAUUUUCAUGUGGUGAACAAUGACUAUACUCACUGGGAAAUGUAUGCUAUUGGAGGUAGUGCCAACCCAACCAUCAAUAGCCAAGGUAACAGAUUUGUUGCUCCCAAUGACAGAUUCAGCAAAGAGGUGACAAAGCACGAGGAUGCAGCAGAAAAUGAAUGGAAAGGAUGGAAUUGGAGAACAGAAGGGGACUUAAUGGUAAAUGGUGCAUUUUUUACAUCAUCAGGAGCAGGAGGAUCAUCAUCAAGUUAUGCAAGAGCAUCAAGUUUAAGUGCAAGACCAUCUUCUUUAGUUGGUACGAUAACGACUACUGCUGGUGCACUUAACUGUAGGAAGGGUUCACGUUGCUGAUUAUGACCCCUCGAGCCCAACUGUCUCUGUAGGCCGGUCAAUUAAUUAAUUCCAAAGAUUAAGAAAUGACACCUAUACUAUACUCUAUACUUUACAAUAUAAUAUAUUGUCAUUUCUUUUCCUAGGAUAAUAUAUUUUCAUUUCCAUUUUACUAUUUUCUUUUUCUUUCUCCAUUCUUUUUUUUUAAUUGUUUUCCACUAUUGGUCUUAUGCUUUUUUUUUUUUUUUUUAACUUUUGGUAUUUGUAUGAUCAUUAGUACAACCUCUGCCUCUUGGAACCAAAUAUGAAAAUCUUGUUGUCCAAGAGAAAGCAAGUGCAGAAGAGUUGAUAUUCAAAAUAUUGUAUAAUUAUUAUUACAUGUUUCUAAA